This is a messenger RNA of Carlito syrichta (Philippine tarsier), 937 nucleotides long. RefSeq names its product syndecan 4 (gene SDC4). The transcript is spliced from 5 exons. Gene Ontology annotation, cellular component: cell surface; membrane. Bases 4 to 609 code for a protein of 201 amino acids. NCBI's taxonomy places the organism in Eukaryota, Metazoa, Chordata, Mammalia, Primates, Tarsiidae. The record is from RefSeq and is a predicted model, not a curated record. Gene Ontology annotation, biological process: cell migration.
GCCAUGGCCCCUGCUCGCCUGCUCGCGCUGCUGCUGCUCUUCGUAGGCGUCCCCGCCGCCGCUGCGGAGUCGAUCCGAGAGACGGAGGUCAUCGACCCUCAGGACCUCCUAGAAGGCCGAUACUUCUCCGGAGCCCUACCGGAUGACGAGGAUGUGGGAGGCCCUGGGCAGGACCCUGAUGACUUUGAGCUGUCUGGCUCUGGAGAUCUGGAUGACUCAGAGGACCUGCAGAUCUUCCCUGAAGUGAUCCCACCCUUGGUGUCUCUAGAUAACCAUAUCCCUGAGAGGGCAGGGCCUGGGAGCCGGGUCCCCACUGAACCCAAGGAAUUGGAGGAGAAUGAGGUUAUCCCCAAGAAAAUCUCCCCCUUUGAAGGAGAUGAAGAUCUGUCCAACAAGGUGUCCAUGUCCAGCACUGCUCAAGGCAGCAACAUUUUUGAGAGAACAGAGGUUUUGGCAGCUCUGAUUGUGGGCGGCGUCGUGGGCAUCCUCUUUGCUGUUUUCCUGAUCCUGCUGCUGGUGUACCGCAUGAAGAAGAAGGACGAAGGCAGCUAUGACCUGGGCAAGAAACCCAUCUACAAAAAAGCCCCCACCAACGAGUUCUAUGCAUGAAGCGUCCUCAUGGGCACUUUCUUGGACUUCAGUAGGGAGGGAAGCCAGAGGAUUUUGAAGGGUGGACAUUAGGGUAGGGGGAGGUCAACCUAAGGUUGAGUUGUCAGGAUCUCCAGCUCUGAUUGCCUUUUAAGUAUCAGAAGAGACAUCGUCUUCUAUUGUUCUGCCUGUCUCUUCUUGAUUCUUUGGGUCUCAGUUGCCCUAGCAGAAAAAUGGGGUUAAACUUGACCUUUCUGAAGGCAGGCUUGGGAUUGGAUCAUUUCUUCAAGUUCCACUUUAGAAUCUAGGUCCAGCUUCAAACCUAUACUGGACAUAACUUCAUUCAGAG